Messenger RNA from Conger conger (European conger), 763 nucleotides. RefSeq names its product protogenin A-like. Gene Ontology annotation, biological process: axon guidance; dendrite self-avoidance; homophilic cell-cell adhesion. Bases 104 to 763 code for a protein of 219 amino acids. Gene Ontology annotation, molecular function: cell-cell adhesion mediator activity. Lineage: Eukaryota; Metazoa; Chordata; Actinopteri; Anguilliformes; Congridae. The transcript is spliced from 6 exons. Gene Ontology annotation, cellular component: plasma membrane; axon. The record is from RefSeq and is a predicted model, not a curated record.
CACAAUUGUGCUCAGCCACGGGGAGAACUGUAUUAAUCAGAGAAGAAUCACUUCAAAGGAUACUGCAUCAACCAGAGAGAAAACUGGUUGCAGACUGUUAUGGAUGGCCCCUGCACACCAGCAGCAGAUGGAAAAGCCUCACUGUGUAUCCUUUUUUCAGAUGCUGUGUCACUUUUGGGUCAUAAUUCUUUCAUUUCAUCUCUACAUUUGCUCAGCAAUGGCAGUACAUGUGAUGGAGUGGAACUUCAUUCAGCAGCCCAGCAAUCUAACUGUCAGGAGGGAGGAUUCUGUAACUCUGACAUGCAGACCCCCAGACAGCAGGCCCCCCGACAGCAGACCCCCUGACAGCAGGCCCCCUGCUCAUGUUUCCUGGUUCAAGAAUAACCGUCUCAUGAAUCCAACGCCUCACAUUACCCUGCAGCCUAUUGGGGACCUUCUCUUCCACAGAGUCCAGGACAAAGAUAAAGGAAUCUACUUCUGUCGGGCUUCCAAUAUCCACCCGUUCAGAGCUGUGUCCUCCAGGAAGGUUUAUCUGAAUGUGCUUGGUCCCCCGUCUCUGGAGAUAUGGCCUGCAAUGGUGACAGCUCCUCUGGGGUCUGAGGUGCGGUUCCAGUGCCAGGUGUCCGGAAACCCAUUGCCUUCCAUUACGUGGUCAAAACAAGGCUGGUCUGUGCUCACAGGCGGAAAAGUUACCAUAGGGUCCAAUAUGACCCGGCAGAGAAUAUUGGCGGUGGAUAGUAUGACAUGGAGCAUUGAAAAGUAG